Daucus carota subsp. sativus is the source of this 2258-nucleotide messenger RNA. RefSeq names its product transcription factor GTE9. The transcript has 11 exons. The coding region runs from base 304 to 2064 and encodes 586 amino acids. The record is from RefSeq and is a predicted model, not a curated record. NCBI's taxonomy places the organism in Eukaryota, Viridiplantae, Streptophyta, Magnoliopsida, Apiales, Apiaceae. Gene Ontology annotation, molecular function: protein binding.
ACGGAGGCGACCUCUAGAAGACUCCCACAGUUACCUUGUAUCGCUCAAACACUCUCCUAAACCCCCUAUCCUCAAAACCCUAGCCUACUCUUUUUUCCCCAAAUCAUCAUCAAUUAGCCCCUGUUUCUUCAGCCAGUCAAGAUUUAGCUCCGUCGAUCAGUCGAUCGAGGCUUCUGGGUGCUUCGAUUCGGUUCAUUGAUACGUCCAGGUGUUUUGCUCUAUGCUGGUUUAUAAAACUCUUCGAUAGUGAGAACUAUUCUCUCAAAUUCUGAAUAGUUCUCCUGGGUGCUUGCAGUUUCCAUCAUGACUGUACAAGAUAGUUUGCCGAAACCAAGGUUGAAGAUCAAGUUUUCCUGUAGACCAACUGAGGUUGUGCUAAAAACUGGGUCUUGUGAAGCUAGCAAGCAGCUGUGGGUAAAGGAGGAUUGUUCUCAGAAUGUAUCUCUUGAUGGGAACAAGGAAUCCAUGAGGAAGGAAUCACGAAAAGCUGUUCCUCGCUCUUCAGACAGCUUAAAAUUGUAUGGUGCUGAUAGCGUAAAGGACGGAUUUACGCAAAGCUCUCUGAAGCGUGGACCAUCAGAAGUUAUAGAUUCUGUUUUAAAUAAAAGACAGAAGAUGGAUCGUAGUUUGAAGCGUUACUGUGGCAACAUUCUCGAAGCAUUGAUUAAGCAUCCUGCUGCUCUUGGUUUUUGUGAUCCAGUUGAUCCUGUGAAGUUGAAUAUCCCUGACUAUUUUUCAGUUAUCUCUAAACCUAUGGAUUUGGGAACAGUGAGAGCCAAAUUGCAGAAAAAUAUGUACUUCACUGUUGCGGAAUUUAAGGAUGAUGUUAGGCUGACCUUCUCCAAUGCCAUGCUGUAUAACCCAUUUGAAAACUAUUUUCAUAAAAGUGCAAAGGCACUGGAUAGCAUCUUUAAUACUAAAUGGAAGGAUCUGGAGGCUAGAUUAAAGCGUGAGAGCCUAAAUCGUGAAGAGAGUUGCCUUGCAAGUUUCCAGGAAAGGAAAACCACAGAAACGAGACAAUUCUGCCCUGGAGAUUCUCCCUUGAUGGGUGGAAUAGUUACUUCCAUGUCUAUCUCUUCUGAAGAAAAGAGAAAGCUGACAAAAGCGCCUGGGGAAGCAAUGAUGAAAAAGAUAACAGAUGAUCUGAAGAUUUCAUAUGCAAGGCCUGCAAAUAAGGAAACUGCUAGAAAUAUCCAAAAUAGCAGGUGCCCAGGAAAGGUCUUACAAAAAGGCACAGUCAAUGCUAGUAGGAGUUCUUGUGGUUCUGUCAAAACUAUAGUCUCUUUGAAUGUGGCUGCUACUAGAUGCUGCUCAUGUGGCAGUUUAAAAUGCCAGUGCAGCCCUCAGAAAGGCUAUGCGUAUGAAUGGUCCAAGAGAUCUCCUUCUGCAAGAUACGCGGAACAAAAUUGUGCUGCUUCCAAAUCAGAGCAUGAAAGCAGUUUGACAUCUAAUACCUAUAAAUCAGAUCCAGAAUCUGAUGUGGCUGUAAGUGCUUUGGAUGAGGAAAAUAACUGUUCUAGUCCUCAGCAAUCAAGCCUUGGUACAACUGCUGCUUCAGCGGAUGCCUGGACUCCUGCUAUUGACCUUCAGUUGUCUCCAAAGAAAGCUCUACGUGCUGCUAUGCUAAAAAACCGCUUUGCUGAUACUAUAUUAAAGGCAAAACAGAAGACACUCCUUGAUCAUGUUGAUAAGGUAGGUUCCGUUAAGUUGCGGCAGGAAAAAGAAAAACUGGAGAGGCAACAACAAGAGGAGAAAGCCAGAAUUGAGGAUCAAAUUAGAGCUGCUAAAGUUGCCUCAUCAUUGAAGGCUCAAGAAGAGCGGGAGAGGGAACGAGAAGCAGCUCGUAUUGCACUACAGAAGAUGGAAAAGACUGUUGAGAUAGAGGACAAUAUGAAGGUUCUGAGGGAACUUGAGAUGGUACUCUUUGAAGCAAGUCAGGGUGAUCGAUUUGGAAACAUUAUGGAAAGGAUUGGCCUUUCGAUAAAGAAUGAUUACAUGGAUUAUGAAGACGAGGAAGAUGGUCUAUUUUCGCCAGACUGGGAGGAGGGACAAAUAUGCAACUAGGAGCUGAUCCUUUGUUACAUAAAGAGGGUUUUUAUGUGAGGGAGACUGGACAUAAAGAGGUUUUGUAAUUUGGAUUCAAGGAAUUUAUAUUUCUAUAGAUAUAAAUAUUCCAUCUCAAGUUAAGACAGCUGCAGACAACAGUGUUUGAGCAUUGCCGUCUAAUAUUUAUAUAAUGCUCAUAAAACUCCGACCAA